GGUUUGUCAUUCGGGCCACUUGGGGUGGGGUCUCCUCUCUUGCCUCUCUGCUUGCCUGCCACUCUGCCGACGGCCUAUAUGGAAGAGAUGUACCGUGACCCUUUCUUGUCAUCUUAACUGGUUUUGGGAAUGCUGGGAGUAAAUACAAGGGGCAGGGGACUCAGCUCACCUUCUCCUCCUCAAGAGAUGCUUGGGAGAGAAGGGACGGGACAGAGAACCGGAGGGAGAGAGGAAGAAAGCAACCAGAACAGGAAGAGGGGUCGGAGUCGGUGCCAGCUGGAGUUGGAGAAGUUUGUGGAGCCAUCAGGGCUCCAGCGUGCAGCAGGAGGGAAGCCUCCAGGACUCUGUUCCCUCUGUUUAAAGUCUCCAGAUCCGGAGCGGAGCAGCCCCCCCAUGCUGUCUGCGGACGAUGCCGAGUAUCCGCGAGAGUACCGGACCCUGGGGGGCGGGGGCGGCGGGGGCAGCGGGGGCCGGCGCUUCUCCAACGUGGGGCUGGUACACACGUCGGAGCGGCGGCACACGGUGAUUGCCGCCCAGAGCCUGGAGGCGCUCAGCGGUCUCCAGAAGGCGGAUGCCGACCGCAAGCGCGAUGCCUUCAUGGACCACCUGAAGAGCAAGUACCCCCAGCACGCCCUCGCUCUGCGGGGCCAGCAGGACAGGAUGCGAGAGCAGCCAAACUACUGGAGUUUCAAGACCCGCAGCUCGCGCCACACUCAGGGAGCCCAGCCUGGGCUGGCAGAUCAGGCAGCCAAACUGUCAUACGCCUCAGCUGAGUCACUGGAGACCAUGUCGGAGGCGGAGCUGCCCCUGGGUUUUAGUAGGAUGAACCGCUUCCGACAGAGCCUGCCCCUCUCCCGCUCUGCCAGCCAGACCAAGCUGCGCUCACCAGGGGUGCUGUUCCUGCAGUUCGGGGAGGAGACUCGGCGUGUGCACAUCACGCACGAGGUCAGCAGCCUGGACACGCUGCACGCACUCAUCGCUCACAUGUUCCCGCAGAAGCUCACCAUGGGCAUGCUUAAGUCGCCCAACACCGCCAUCCUCAUCAAAGACGAGGCUCGCAACGUUUUCUACGAGCUGGAGGACGUCCGGGACAUCCAAGACCGCAGUAUUAUUAAGAUCUAUAGAAAGGAGCCACUCUACGCCGCCUUCCCUGGCUCACAUCUCACCAACGGGGACCUCCGGAGAGAGAUGGUGUAUGCGUCGCGUGAGUCGUCCCCUACCCGGCGCCUCAACAACCUGUCGCCGGCCCCGCACCUGGCGUCCAGCUCGCCGCCACCGGGACUACCGUCCGGGCUGCCGUCGGGGCUGCCAACCGGGCUGCCGUCGGGUUCACCGUCGCGCUCGCGCCUCUCCUACGCCGGGGGCCGCCCUCCCUCCUACGCAGGGAGCCCGGUACAUCACGCGGCUGAGCGGCUGGGAGGUGCUCCAGCCGCCCAGGGCGUCAGUCCCAGCCCCAGCGCCAUCCUGGAGCGGCGCGACGUGAAGCCAGAUGAGGACCUGGCGGGCAAGGCUGGCGGUAUGGUGCUGGUGAAGGGUGAAGGUCUCUACGCCGACCCCUACGGGUUGCUACACGAGGGCCGCCUGAGCUUGGCUGCGGCCUCUGGCGACCCAUUUGCCUACCCCGGCGCGGGCGGCCUCUACAAGCGCGGCUCAGUGCGCUCUCUCAGCACCUACUCCGCCGCCGCGCUGCAGUCCGACCUGGAGGACUCGUUGUACAAGGCGGCGGGUGGCGGCCCGCUCUACGGCGACGGCUACAGCUUCCGCCUGCCGCCCUCGUCGCCGCAGAAGCUGACCGACGUGGCGGCGCCUCCCGGAGGCCCCCAGCCGCCGCACAGCCCCUACUCGGGGCCGCCCAGUCGCGGCUCCCCGGUGCGCCAGUCCUUCCGCAAAGACUCGGGCUCCUCAUCGGUCUUCGCAGAGAGCCCUGGGGGCAAGACCCGCAGCGCCGGGGGCUCCUCGACGGCCGGAGCUCCUCCUCCGGAGCUCUUCCCCGGGCCUGGGGACCGCCCGCUCGCUGGGUUUGGGACGCCUGUGCCAGCCAAGGACACGGAGACCAGGGAGCGCAUGGAGGCCAUGGAAAAGCAGAUUGCCAGUCUCACAGGCCUGGUGCAGAGUGCCCUACUACGAGGCUCGGAGCCUGAGACCCCCAGUGAGAAGAUUGAAGGCUCCAAUGGAGCAGCCACCCCUUCAGCACCCUGUGGGUCAGGUGGCCGGAGCAGCGGGGCCACCCCAGUGUCCGUUCCUCCUCCACCAUCAGCCAGCAGCACCCCUGCAGGGCAACCUACAGCCAUCAGUCGUUUGCAGAUGCAGCUGCACCUGCGUGGCCUGCAGAACAGCACCAGUGACCUGCGCGGCCAACUACAGCAAUUGCGUAAACUCCAGCUCCAGAACCUGGAGUCGUUGCGCGUGUUGCUGAAGGGCACGGAGGCGGAGCUGAGCAUGCGCGUGUCGGAGGCGGCGCGGCGACAGGAGGACCCGCUGCAGCGGCAGCGCACCCUGGUGGAGGAGGAGCGGCUGCGCUACCUCAACGACGAGGAGCUCAUUACCCAGCAGCUCAAUGACCUGGAAAAGUCAGUGGAGAAGAUCCAGAGGGACGUUUCCCACAACCACCGGCUGGUGCCUGGGCCCGAGCUGGAGGAGAAGGCACUGGUGCUGAAGCAGCUUGGGGAGACACUGACUGAGCUCAAGGCUCACUUCCCAGGUCUGCAGAGCAAGAUGCGGGUUGUGCUGCGUGUGGAGGUGGAGGCUGUGAAGUUCCUGAAGGAGGAGCCGCAGCGCCUGGACGGGCUACUCAAGCGCUGCCGUGGGGUCACAGACACGCUGGCCCAGAUCCGAAGGCAAGUGGAUGAGGGUGUGUGGCCACCCCCCAACAGCCUCCUGAACCAGUCCCCCAAGAAGGUGAUGGCUGAGACUGACUUCAACAAGACCUUGGACUUUGAAAUGCCACCCCCGAGCCCUCCACUGAACCUCCAUGAACUGAGUGGGCCGGCUGAGGGAGCCCCGACUACCCCCAAGGGGAUCAACCCCACCAAAGGCCUGGACACUCCUGGCAAGAGAAGCAUGGACAAGGCUGUGUCUGUUGAGGCUGCUGAGCGGGACUGGGAGGAGAAGCGGGCAGCCCUGACCCAGUACAGUGCCAAGGACAUCAACCGGCUGCUGGAAGAGACACAGGCGGAGCUGCUGAAGGCCAUCCCUGACCUGGACUGUGCGAGCAAGGCCCACUCGGGCCUGGCCCCCACCCCUGACCACAAGCCCCCCAAGGUCCCUCACGGCCAGAAGGCAGCCCCCCGGACAGAGCCCAGUGGGAGGAGGGGCUCAGAUGAGCUGACCGUGCCCCGGUACCGCACAGAGAAGCCAUCCAAGUCACCCCCGCCACCCCCUCCACGCCGGAGCUUCCCGUCCUCCCACGGCCUGACCACCACGCGCACUGGGGAGGUUGUGGUCACCAGCAAGAAGGACUCAGCCUUCAUCAAGAAGGCUGAGUCCGAGGAGCUGGAGGUGCAGAAGCCCCAAGUGAAGCUGCGCCGGACAGUGUCCGAGGUGGCCCGCCCAGCCUCCACGCCACCCAUCAUGGCCUCUGCCAUCAAGGAUGAGGACGAUGAGGACCGCAUCAUUGCAGAGCUGGAGGUGGGUCAGGGCGGCGUGCCGCCCAUGAAGGUGGUGACCCCGGGGGCCUCCCGGCUGAAGGCGACCCAGGGCCAGGCAGGCAGCCCCGACAAAGGCAAGCAUGGCAAGCAGAGGGCCGAGUACAUGAGGAUCCAGGCGCAGCAGCAGGCCGCUAAACCAGCUAAAGACAUAAGCGGGUCGCAUGAGACCUCGAGCCCAGUCUCAGAAAAGCCCUCGGCUUCCAGAACCUCCAUCCCCGUAUUGACUUCCUUUGGGGCAAGGAAUUCCUCCAUCUCCUUCUAGAAGCCCCGAGGCACCGCGCCCAGCCUGCCCGCCUCCAUUCCCCUGGCAUCACGCUCCCUCUGCUUCGGCCCUUCAUCCCCCCACACCGCCACCCAGUCUCCGGACCCUCCCCAGGGUUUGCCGUGGGUGUGGUCCUCCUCAGCUCUCUGUGGUGUUUUUGGUUUUUUAAUGAUUCACUUUUAAUUAUCUUUUUUUUUUUUUUUUUAAAAAAAGCAAAACAGUAAAACAAAACCAAAACACACCACCUUCCCUUGGUUUCCUACUCCUAAACGGCCCCCUUGCGGUCACGGCUCCUCCCUCUUCUCCCCCACCCUCCCUCCCAGCCCAUCCUGAAGCACCCACACCCCACCUUCCCUUCUGCCUGCCCCCAAACUUCCCAAGAACACGCCAAACAAACUCUGAGCCACGGAGCCUUGGAGCGGCGAGGCAGCCCCUCUCCCCGUCCUCGGAAAUCAUCUUGGAGGAAAACCUGGACGUUGGACCAACUCCAAUAUCAGGCUGAAAAAUGGGGCACAGGGAGAUGCUGGCCCUGGGGGCACCCCAGCUGUCCAGCAACGGGACGUGACAGUGCUGCUGCCCCUCUGCUCUCUGCCACUGGAGCCCUGGUGGGCCUGGAGUCCAGAUGGAUGGGCUGGAAGGGAGGCCAGAGUUUGAGGGGCCUCAGGGCGGGCAUGAGAUGCGCAUCUGUGUCCUUGGAGAGGAGGCAGCUUCCUCGGACUCCCCUCCUGCGGUGAGGAGCUGCCCCGCCUGUGCUGCGAGCCGAGGAAGGGCCCUGUUGGACUGUUGGCUGUGGACAGUGUGGUGAUCAGACAGCCUGAUGCUGGGGACACUGCCUUGGGAGAGGGCAGCCCCGAGGAGGGGUAUUUGGUACUUUUUUAAUUUCCUGAUUUAGCACUUUAAGUGAUAUUAACUUAUUUAAUAGGGGGUGGAGUGGGCUAGAAUGAAGGGCCUAGAAAAUUAGAUUUUCAGUCCUGGAGGGUGGGAAGGGUCUGGUUGUGACAGAAAUGGGGGAAAAAGAGAGGAGGCUGAUGGGGACAGUGAGGAGAGCUGUGACCUCACGGGUGAGCGACUUAACCUUCAACUAUCCUCUAAGAUUCGAGAAUUUUAAGGGAAGGAGUGAGAUGUGAGUUGUAAGUGGGGAGCUGGUGACCCCUGGUGAGAUCUUGAGGGUCCCUGAGGGCUGAGCAGCCAGCCAGCCCCCAGCUGUGGACACCUGCCUUGCAGAGGCUGUCAGCAGUGAGGCUUUUGGUCAGGUCCUGAGAUGGGGAGGGAGAGACCAAUUUUGGUUCUCAGCCCCGGCCCCAGAGGGCACAGUGAGGGGCCAGCAGGGAGACUGGUGGGUGGCAGAGGAGGAGGAUGGAGUGGGGGUCCCCUGGGAGCCUAUUCCUGUAUGGAGCACAAAGUGGGGUGAGCACAUGUGGGCGGGGGCUUGGGACUAGUCUCCUUGAGUAAGCACAGAAAGAAAGAGUCACUGAAGGGGCAGAAGCUUCUAGACCGAGGGGCCUAAAGGGAAGGUCGGUGCUCUGGGAGACCAGGGGAGCUGUUGAGGGUUGGGGAGAGAGGGGAAAUUAGGUUGUGUUUCUCCAUUUCUUUAUUUUUUGUUUUGUUUUGCUUUUUGUUGGUUCAUCCUUGUUUUCUAGCUUUGGAUCUUUUUUGUACAAAGGCAAGUAAGCCUUUUUGAAAAAUAACAAAAGAAGAGGAAAAAUAAUCCUUCCUGAAAAAAAAACCUUGGAAAAGAGAAAAAAAAAAGACCUCAUAAAUGAUGCAAUUACUUUUAAUUGCAGGCAACUCUUUACAUUUAAGUGAAGUGUCUUAACAUUUUAUAUUGUUUUAAAAAUAUAUUUACAUAUUAUAUAUAUAAUAUACGUAAUAUAAAUAUAUAUAAAUAUUUAAAAAAGAAAAAAAAAAGAAAACCACGGCACUCUCUCCCUGGCCACUGUUUUGGCGGGGGAGGGGGCUGGAGGGUGGGCACAUCGCCUGGCUUCUGUGGUGCAGUGAAACGGUCUGGUUUGAUUUGGCUGUACAGAGACCCCCUGACUUGGGAGGGGAGGGGGGAGUGGUGCCCCUUCCUCCCUCCACCCCAUUACUCUUUGCUUGCUACUUUUCGCUUGCCCCCACCUCCCACCCUCAGCUCUGUGACCUGAAUGUGUGCCCCACCGUCAUCGUCCUGAGUUGAAUGUACCUUUGUGGGGGGAGGAGGAUGGUGGGGGAGGUGUCCACCACAAGGGGGACAGAUGGAGGAGCCCUGUACCCUGCCCCACCCGCUCACCUGGAGCCCAGUGGGAUCAGCAUCUUUCUUUCACUUUGGUUCCUGCUCAUUUACGGGCUGAGAGGCAUUUGCGUGGAGGGAGGCAUGUGCGUGCACAGGUGUGACCACCACACAAGCGAGCAGGGAGGCAUGAGCACGUAGGUGCAUGGAAUCUGCUUGGGAACCUGUGCGUAGGUGUGGAGGAGCUUUGCGUGUGAGAAGGCGUGUAGUGUGUGUGUGCAGACAUGAGCUACGAGAGACUGUAUGUGUGGGCCACACGUGUGUACAGAGGUGUCUGUGGAGGCGCCUGUGAGUUGUAUGUGCUGGUGUAUGCGUGCAUACCUGUGUGCGGACCUGGGCGCAUGGGAUGCCUGUCCCAUCGUCCCUGCACCACUCGCUCCAGCUCCCCUCCCAAGCACCCAUCCUCGUGGUCCUCUCAAAGCCCGAAGCACGUCACUGCCCCCCCAGCUGCAUGCGCCUCGCUGCUCUGUCCAUCAGUGUGUGCUUGACCAAGAGAAAACUAAGACACCUGGAGGGACUCCUGUACUAGUCCCCCCAGCCCCUGCCCACUAUGCUGUUUUACUCGCAUGGGGGGUUUCUCUCCCACCCCUUCCACAAUAUGCUGUUUCCCCAGGAGCCUCAGGCCUGAGGCUCUGCAAGGGGUCCCAGGUGGGCCCCCCCAGGUGACCUCUGGCUCCACACCCUGCCCCAUCCACCCUGUAGGGCCCGUGUUGGUGUAGCAGUGAUGGCUUCUGUGGAUAUUCUGUGACCUCUGUCAGUGUAACUUGACAAUUUCUAAAUGGAAAGGGUUGCUGUGUUUUCUCUGUCUCUUUUUUAAUGUCCUUUUUCUUCUCCCCACUUCCCUACUCUCUCUCCUUUUCAGUUUUUCUAGCCGAGUGUUUGGGGCUUAAAUAAAACUUGUUUCUUUUUCCUCUC
Messenger RNA from Manis javanica (Malayan pangolin), 7093 nucleotides. The record is from RefSeq and is a predicted model, not a curated record. NCBI's taxonomy places the organism in Eukaryota, Metazoa, Chordata, Mammalia, Pholidota, Manidae.